UAUGAGGCGUUGACGAAAGUCACGUGACGUUGAAAGAGCGAAAGAGAGAGAGAGAGAGAGAGAGGUGAUCAGAUUUACCUGCUCCUGCCACACCUGAGUGUAGUGUACGUGUGUGUGUGUGUGUGAUCAGACAGACUGUGAUCGGAUCGGAUCAGAUCAGACACUCAUGAUUCUCAUGUAAACAUUAUUAUCAGGAGAGAAACAGGGUUUCAUGCUGCAGAUCAAGAGUGUCCAUGUCUAAUAACAAUGGGCUGGAUGUGUUUCUAAAGUCUGUUAUUUCGCCUCUAAACCACCGACAUGAGAACAAACACGUGAUAGAUGCAUUCAUGAACAGAUCAGUAAUCCAGUUCACAAAGUAAAAUGACAGACGUUCUGGUUUUUCAACCUGAAGCAUCUGAAGAGAACAGCAAAAACCUCACAGAUCCUCAGAGGCCUGAUGGAGAUCUGCUGGAGUCUGACAGCGUGCAGGUGCUCGAGAUCAGAGGAACAGAGAACAGCUCACCUGAGGGAUGGAUGUCCGGCCGAGAGCAGGAGAAAGAGCCGGAGGAGAGAGAGAGAUGGAAGGAUGUGGAGGACAAGAGGAAUGAUGAUGAUGAAGGAGGUCUGAUAAAGGAGGAAGAUGAUGGCUCAUUGGCUGAUGAUGAAGAUGAUGGUGAUGACGAUGACCUCAUCCAGGUGACGUGGAUGUCAGAGAAAGCGAGACAGGCCUUCACUCCAAACGUCAUGAUAGUGAAACCCACAGGACAUCAGGAGGACCUGAAUGAAAACCCUGUAAUGAAAGAGGAGAUGGAGAUUGAGAAAGUGCCUCUACAUCCACAAAACUUUCACGCGAGCCAAUCAGAACGCUUCCAUCCGCAGUGGAUUGAUGAGAUCGACAAGCCCAGAGACAGUGUCUGUGGAGAGACGGUGAGGUUGUGUGUGUUUGUAUCGGCCGCUGCAGUGAUGUUUCCAUUAUUGACGUGGGGCGGUUACAAGCUGCUGCCCUUUAAUCCCCCUCCUCUCGACGGCGCCCCCCUCAGGCUGAUCUACACACUGCGCUGUGCUUUCUUUGCAUCUAUUCCUAUAGUGUUGGGCGUGUUGGUUCAGGGUGUCUCUCGUCUGAAGUAUGGCACCGUGAGUCCUCUGUUUGACGGGACGUGGAAGAAUCGUGAGGUGUCAGUUCACAGCCACUACGUCAGAGACUCGCUCCAUCUCUACCUGCUCUAUUUCCUGCAGCUUGCCAUCAUGGCAACGUACGCCCAACAGGAAGUGCUGAAGCUGGUUCCUGUCCUCACCAUCAUAUUUGUGUUUGGCAGACUGAUUUAUUGGGCGUGUGCUGUGUUCGGGAGCAGCGGUCGAGCGUUGGGCUUCGGCCUCUCUUUCCUGCCGCUUCUUCCUCUGCUGGGGGCAAACAUUUACUUCAUCUGCUCAGCUGAGGGGCAGGAGGUGGUGUUUGAUGUUGCCACGCCCACUACAGCCCCGCCCCCAAAACAAAGAAGGUGGGGGUGAACGCAAAUAUGUAAACACACAAGACUCUCAGUUAGCACUCUGAAGCUCAUGUCAAAAGAAAGAGAUCAAAAAUCUGAUUAUGCACAGAAGUCAAAGGUUUGGACGCAUUAUGAUAAAGAGUUUUUAUGGUGAUUGAUGAAGAAAGUCUCUUUCAAAUUUCUAUAAAGCCAAAUAUAAUUGCUCAUUUCUUCUCUUGAUGGGACGAAAUAUAAUCUAAAAUACAUGAAGUCAUUUGCUUUGUCCUACAGAACAGUAUUUUGAUGUGUAAUGUUCCAGAUGUUCCAUUUGUUUACUAUGUUGUUGUUCUUUUGUCGUAUCAUUAUAAUUGUUAACAGCACAAUGAUUUGUUAAAUAUCUUUCAUGUGUUUACUGAUGUUUGUCAAUGCUGUGUUGUGAUUUUAAUUAUGUGUCCUGAUGAAUCAUUUCAAAUGUGUGUCAUGAAGUUAAACAUGAAUGUUCUUGCAAUAUUAUUUUGGCAUCAUUAAAACUCGUCAUUAAUAAAAAACAAAGAAACAGA
Triplophysa dalaica is the source of this 2005-nucleotide messenger RNA. It is a transcript of the gene tmem79a, whose product is annotated as transmembrane protein 79a. The transcript has 5 exons. Gene Ontology annotation, biological process: regulated exocytosis. Gene Ontology annotation, cellular component: lysosomal membrane; trans-Golgi network membrane. The record is from RefSeq and is a predicted model, not a curated record. Bases 361 to 1488 code for a protein of 375 amino acids. NCBI's taxonomy places the organism in Eukaryota, Metazoa, Chordata, Actinopteri, Cypriniformes, Nemacheilidae.